AUGCCUGUGGCGAUACAUUUUCUUCUUAAUCCACUUGAAGGUCGAGUAGAUGAACCACCGGAUUAUUUAAAACAAAAUACCCAAUUAUUACAUUUUGAGAGAUUACAAAAUCAUGAAUUCGACUCACAACAAAUGGCUAAUUUCUCACGACGAUUAACUAAUGUAGAAAACAAUUUACAACGUGUAACAACCGAUUUACAAGGUCUUAAAGAUAAUGUACUCGUAAUUAUGAAGGGUGUUGAAACAAUUGUAUCUCGUCUUUCUGUACAGGGUGUUCGUGCUAUUAUUGACGAUACAGAUACUGGUGUUGCAGUAUUGCCUAUUAGUUCAACUAUGUAUUAUACAGAUUUUUGGUCUUGUUUAAAAUCAAUUGAAGUGACCGAAGGUAGUGCAGGUUUGUACAAAUGUAUUGAAUAUGUAUUACUCAACUUUUCAUUAUUAUAUGGGUGUGGGGCGUGGUUGGCAAAUAGUGCCGUUAAAAGAAUUGUUUGUUGA
Messenger RNA from Rotaria socialis, 495 nucleotides. The record is from the annotation of a GenBank genome assembly. Lineage: Eukaryota; Metazoa; Rotifera; Eurotatoria; Philodinida; Philodinidae.